Molecule: messenger RNA, 456 nt
Organism: Laccaria bicolor S238N-H82
Lineage: Eukaryota; Fungi; Basidiomycota; Agaricomycetes; Agaricales; Hydnangiaceae
Exons: 4
Coding region: 1-456 (151 amino acids)
Molecular function (GO): cysteine-type endopeptidase inhibitor activity
Source: RefSeq, a predicted model, not a curated record
AUGACUAUCUCUGAUGGACAGUACACUCUGAAAGCAAGUCCCAUUGUCGAAUACUAUGCCACCGACAACGGCCUCAACGAGAUCGUUACAAUUACUCAGAAAACCACUUCGACUGCUGAGCGGCAAAUUUGGAAUAUAUAUGCCGUAGAAGGCAAGCAAGAUGUAUACAAUAUUUAUAUCGAUACGUUUGUGGCGCGUGAAGGCUGGAGCUUGAAGGACGAUUCCGUUGUCCCCAAGGGCCCCAUCGAUACUUCUAGAGAGCGCAUUGCGGAAUGGCAUAUCACCCCCCUGGAAAAUGGUCGUCCUUUUUCCUACACCAUUCGACCAGUCACCAAGGCUGUCGGCGUUGACUAUUACGUUUCCGCUAACAACGAGUCCCAAGUCGUUAUUCAGGCGUUGCCCAUUGGUGACCCGAAUGUACCGUACUGGCAAAUCCAACCGCCUCAUCAUUAUUAA